Molecule: messenger RNA, 4783 nt
Organism: Notodromas monacha
Lineage: Eukaryota; Metazoa; Arthropoda; Ostracoda; Podocopida; Cyprididae
Source: the annotation of a GenBank genome assembly
AUGUUUUCGCGAAAGUUCUACGUUCUCCAGUUGGACUUGACCUCGAAUCCGAAUUUGCGGCGCAAGGUUUCUUUACUUCGAUCCGAAUUCCGUGGAUUGAAAUGUGUGCAAGUGGAACUGUGCUAUAAUGUGGCGUUGGAACCUGAGAGUGGUGACAGCGGAUUGUGCAAAUUCGAUGAAGACAAACUCCGCUGGGUCUUUUCCCAAUGGGGGAACAAGGUCAGAGAUGAAUCGCAAUUCGUCUUGGGGGAAGAAGUCUCCGAUCCGUGGAAGUUGAUCGAAAUUGGGCCGAGGCUGAACUUCACGACCCCGUUUUCCACGAAUGUGGUUUCCAUUUUGCGUGCUGUGGGUGUUGAAAGCGUGUCUCGUGUUGAAUUGAGCACACGUUACCUUUUGUGGUUCGAGAGCGUAGUCGAGGAUAGUAUGAUUGCAGAGAUGUCUGAGAAGUUGCAUGACCGGAUGACCGAGUGUGUUUACGACGAAAACACGCUUUCCGACAUCGGGAAAGUUGUGAUUGACAAAUCUUUGGAAAGAGUUCCGUUGUUGGCAGAGGGUCGAGCUGCUUUGGAAAAGCUGAACAAAGUCAUGGGUCUCGGUUUCGACGACUGGGAUCUUUCUUGGUACACAAAAAUGUUCCAAGAACUCGGUCGUGACCCCACGACUGUCGAGUGCUUCGAUCUUGCCCAAUCCAACAGCGAACACUCUCGACACUGGUUUUUCAAGGGUGACCUGGAAAUGAAUGGGCAUCACUUGGGGCAGACCUUGUUCGAGUUGAUCAUGGCUACUCAGGAAGGGAGCAAUCAAAAUAACGUCAUCAAAUUUUCUGACAAUAGUUCAGCCAUUGAAGGGUUCGUCACGAGAAUGUUUCUACCUCUCGAAAGCGGUUCUAGUGCUCCGUUUCUGGUCAAAGAUGGCAAACGGCACAUCGUGUUCACUGCAGAAACGCACAAUUUUCCCACUGCCAUUUGUCCGUUUAGUGGUGCUGCUACGGGUACUGGAGGAAGAAUAAGGGAUGUUCAAGCGGUUGGACGAGGAGGUCAUGUGAUAGCUGCUUCUGCUGGAUAUUGCUUCGGAAACUUGAAAUUUCCAGGAGAAGGUCAUCGUUGGAACACGGAUGGACCGAGUUACCCAGAGAGCUUUGCGACUCCAUUAGAAGUUGCCAUUCAAGCGAGCAACGGAGCUUCGGAUUACGGCAAUAAGUUUGGAGAGCCAGUGAUCCUCGGCUUUGUGCGUUCUUUCGGCUUAAAUCUCAUCAAGCAAACUGGAUUUCACAAGGAGUGGAUGAAGCCGAUUAUGUUUUCCGCUGGCAUUGGAACUUUAGAUGAGGCUUUAGUUUCAAAGGAAACCCCGGCGAAAGGAAUGUUGGUCGUGAAAGUUGGAGGGCUUCCGUAUCGUGUUGGUGUCGGGGGCGGAGCCGCAAGCUCUGCUCAAGUCCAGGGCUCAGGCAAAGCUGACCUCGAUUUCAACGCUGUUCAACGCGGAGAUCCCGAAAUGGAACAAAAGAUGAACCGUGUCAUUCGAGGUUGCAUCGAAACCGGUCUGAUGAAAGGCGAAAACCCGAUCCUGAGCAUUCACGACCAGGGUGCGGGGGGUAACGGGAACGUGUUGAAAGAACUGGUGGAACCCGCCGGGGCUGUAAUCAGAGCGAAGGAUUUUCAACUCGGGGAUCAGACGAUGACGCCCUUGGAGAUCUGGGGUGCGGAGUAUCAGGAAAGCAAUGCUUUGUUGUGCUCCAAAGAUGGGUUGGAUGUGCUUGCUGGAAUUGCCGCUAGGGAAAAGUGUCCUGUGGAUGUUGUCGGUGAAGUUACCGGCGACGGGAAGAUUGUUUUCGAAACUGAUGUAAGCGGCAAAGAAGAAUCUCGUGCUGUGGACCUCCCGUUAGACGUGAUACUCGGCUCACUGCCAAAGAAGAAGUUCGAACUGUCCCUGCACACUCCGAAAUACGGUUUAGUUACAUAUCCGACGGACAUGCUCAUUCCCGAACUCUUGAAUGCCGUGAUUGGACAAACUUCGUUGAGUAGCAAACGUUGGCUCACGAAUAAAGUGGAUCGCUCUGUAACUGGUCUCGUGGCUCAGCAACAGUGCGUUGGACCAUUUCACGUUCCGAUUGCUGACGUGGCUGUCAUCGCCUUGUCGUAUUUCGAUACGGUGGGUUCAGCCACUUCAAUCGGCGAACAGCCUUUAAAAAUAUUGUCGGAUCCCGGAGCAGGCGCCAGGAUGUCCGUCGCGGAAAUGUUGACGAACUUGGCAGCGGCUCCGAUUUCCAGCAUCAAAGAUAUCAAAUGCAGCGGUAAUUGGAUGUGGCCCGCGAAGAUUAUAAACGAAGGUGCGAAUUUGGUCGCGGCUUGUCGGGCAAUGUGCGAAACGAUGCAGUUGCUUGGGAUUGCUCUCGACGGUGGGAAAGAUUCGCUAUCUAUGGCUGCAAAGGAUCGGCAUGGCGAAACGGUCCUGUCCCCUGGAUCUUUAGUGGUUUCGGGUUACGCCCCUUGUGUGGAAAUACGCAAAAUCGUGACGCCGGAUCUGAAACUUCCGUUUCGAGAUGGCGCCGGGAAAUUGAUCCUCGUCAGACCGUGCAAAACGAGUGAGACGGAACUUCGAUGGAGACUCGGUGGAUCGGCAUUUGCCCAGUGUUUUUUGCAAGUUGGUUCUGACCCGCCGGAUCUCGAUCAUCCUGAACUCCUCGUCGAUGCUUUCAAUGCGAUCCAGCACUUGAUCAAAGGCGCCAGGAUGUCCGUCGCGGAAAUGUUGACGAACUUGGCAGCGGCUCCGAUUUCCAGCAUCAAAGAUAUCAAAUGCAGCGGUAAUUGGAUGUGGCCCGCGAAGAUUAUAAACGAAGGUGCGAAUUUGGUCGCGGCUUGUCGGGCAAUGUGCGAAACUAUGCAGUUGCUUGGGAUUGCUCUCGACGGUGGGAAAGAUUCGCUAUCUAUGGCUGCAAAGGAUCGGCAUGGCGAAACGGUCCUGUCCCCUGGAUCUUUAGUGGUUUCGGGUUACGCCCCUUGUGUGGAAAUACGCAAAAUCGUGACGCCGGAUCUGAAACUUCCGUUUCGAGAUGGCGCCGGGAAAUUGAUCCUCGUCAGACCGUGCAAAACGAGUGAGACGGAACUUCGAUGGAGACUCGGUGGAUCGGCAUUUGCCCAGUGUUUUUUGCAAGUUGGUUCUGACCCGCCGGAUCUCGAUCAUCCUGAACUCCUCGUCGAUGCUUUCAAUGCGAUCCAGCACUUGAUCAAAGCCGGAGCAAUUGAAGCGAUUCACGACAUCAGCGAUGGAGGGCUGAUAAUAUGCCUUCUUGAAAUGGCUUUCGGGGGUUACUGCGGAAUAGACGUGAAUAUUACGCAUGAAGUUCUGGGUCAUACCGACGGGCUGGUCAACUGUUUGUUCGGCGAAGAAGCCGGCUGGGUAAUUGAAGUUGCUGAGGCUUUCGUGGAUGUUGUCCUGAGCACCUUCUCCAAAGUUGGUGUCUUUGCAGUCGUUCUUGGAACAUCGAAGGAUUUCGGGGCUUCAUCGCAGAUCGUUAUUCGUGAAAUGGAUGAACCGGUUUUCGAUGAGAAGAUGACGGUGUUGUUCUCAGCCUGGGAAAAGACGAGUUUUGAGUUGGAGCUUCUGCAAGCUACUCCGGAUUGCGUGAAACAGGAAUUUGCUUCGAUUGAUGCUCGUGUGAAACCCGUAGUGUUGGAGAGUUUGCCUGCAUUUGAAUUGUCCGCGGAAAAUUUACUACCAAUUGUCCGUGAGCCAGAUUUUGUCGGUAUUCGUGUUUGUGUACUGAGGGAAGAAGGAUGCAACGGAGAUCGAGAAAUGGCAGCUGCUUUGCAUUUAGCCGGAUUUGAAGUGUGGGACGUUAUGAUGUCGGAUUUGAUCGAUGGCAGAGUUGUAUUGGACCAGUUUCGAGGGAUCAUUUUUCCUGGAGGCUUCAGCUACGCUGAUGUUCUCGGUUCCGCCAAGGGCUGGGCUGCGAGCCUAACAUUCCACUCGAACAUCAAACAACAAGUGCUCGCCUGGAAAUCACGACCCGACACUUUCAGUCUGGGCGUUUGCAACGGUUGCCAACUGAUGACCCUGGUUGGUUGGCUCUUCAACAUGGACCUGGAAAAUGCCGAGACGGAACCCACGCAGUUCCCGAUCCACUUGGAUCACAACGACAGCGGUCGGUACGAGUCCCGGUUUUCCUGGGUUAAGGUGAUGGCGACCAACAGCGUGUUCUUCACUGGACUGGCGGAAGCGUGUCUCGGGGUCUGGGUGGCACACGGAGAAGGGAAAUUCGUGUUUCGGGAUCAAAAUGUUCUUCGAGGACUGGAAGAGGACGGCUGUGUGGCGAUGGUGUACACGGAUGACUCGGGGGAGAGGACGAUGGAUUAUCCGUUCAAUCCGAAUGGAAGUGGCGUGGCAGCGAUCACGUCGAAAGAUGGAAGACAUCUUGCGAUGAUGCCGCAUCCGGAAAGAUGCGUCCAUUGGUGGCAGUGGCCAUUUGUGCCGUCGAAGCCAACCGGGGACUUUUCGCCGUGGAUGCAGUUCUUCGUGAACGCGUACGAGUGGUGCAAUAGCUGAGCUUGCGGAGCAAAAUUUUUUUUUGUUUUGGUGCUGGUGGGGAACUCAAUUUUCAUUCGGUGAGGAGAGUUAACUAAUUUUUCUUAAUUAUACCUAUUCGAUAUUAUUUACAUUGUAUUUAAUCUAAUUUUAGGAGUGAAGUAGUGUUGAGGCUGUUCAUUUAUUUUCUGUGAAUCUCAUGCGGCAAAUACUGAAAGAAUAUUUGUACCGCGUUGUUGAGCAUAAAUGUUUUUGAAAAGUA